GUUAUGAAAUACGAGACAAAGGUUACGAGAAUCUUCUUGGGUCAGUGAGUCAGUGACAAUUAUGGUAAGUAGGUGUAAAUCAAAAUCUGUUUCCUUUUCGUUGUAUCUAAACAUAGAAAAUCGUUUCACUCGGAAAUAGAAGUUGAUGACUCUACUUGAAGUAUUUCCUUGCCACACAAUACGAAAACGUUUGGGACUCAGAGCAACAUAAGUUUUUACAGAAGAUGCUGCAUCUCGCGCGAUGGGUUAAAAUUUCCGUGACAUUGUAACGAAACUCGGAGUCCUCUCUGUUGUUAAUAUCUUAACUUUCGUCGUUGUGUAACUGCUUCUCGACUUAUUAACUAGCUCGAUCAAAUUUUUUGAUUCAAUCAAAAAAAUUUCGGAGGACGUCGGGCGGUCGUAGCGAUAAACGAUCCCACGUCCGCAUUUCCGACGACAUCAUCGUCGCCGCCCCCGAGCGUCGGCGGAGUAUCAGUUUCGGCUCGGCAGAGCAAUGUCGGCCCCUCCGUCAAUAUAAGAGCGUCGUCAAUUUGUAAAAUCAGUUCAAUUCGACGAAGACCAAGAUCACUGAAACUCGAAAGAUUUGAAGCUACAAGCGGUGGUACAGAAGUGAAGCUCGAAGAUGAGUACACCUUUGGUAAAUGUUGUUUUUGCCAUUCUCUCGUUUACAAUGUCCUCAAUGGCGAAAAGUAAGUAGUACCGUCUGUGUACAUGUAUGUUAGUUUUCUUUUUCUUUUACAUUGCCUUGACUGAUGUAAAAAAACUGUUGGUGUUACAAAAAAAGUAUGAACCAUGCAACCGAUUUGUUCACUGGCAGUCAGGAAAAAAACUUCUUCUGCCUAUAACCGGAAUGGAAAAGCUCAACUAACUAUUUUUCAGUGAAAAAUAUCUAGUGCAGCAGAAAGUGUUUCGGAAGGAAAAAUCCUUAAUGCUUUGUCCAUCGCUUAAAUAUCUUUAAAAAUAAAGUAGCGAAGAGCACAAAAAAUAAAUAAAUGACUGAGUAAAUCACUAAAAUGAAUGAGGAAAUUGGAUAAAUUUUUUUACUGUUUGAUGAAAAACUGCCGCAUUGUAGUUUGGUAGCUCUUUGCCGAAGAAGACCGAUAACCAGCCAGAGUCGAAGAUGAUCUGGUCCUUCAGAGGGGAAAAGCCUGCUUCAGUCUCACACAGAUUACUAUAGGAAAUGCUCAGACCUCACUUUCUCAUUGAACAAUGAAUCAAUACGGACGAUUCAUCAUAAUAUCCAUUUCUCCCGCAGCAUGUCGAGACAGUAUUACAACCCCAGUUUGUCAACAUUUUGUCCAAACAUAUCGUGAUUCCUGCAAAUGGCCGGAGAUGAAGACUAGCUGCCCGUUAACUUGUAAAUUUUGCGGUAAGAUAUUUAUUCAUUCCUUUUAUCUAUAUUUCUGUAUUUUACUCUUCCUAAGGCUGAAUGAAACUGAGCCGAUUUCUUUUAUAGUAAUGAUAGCUAAAAAAGGCCAACUGCAGGCAUCCAAGGAUUCAAACCAAAUGCAUAGAUCAGAGGAAGUUUAACAUGGGAUUUAAUAACGCAAAAUAAAAGGGCAGUCAGCAGCUCCAGACGUCGAUUACUAUUAACUUUAAUUGUUCAUUCCACACUAAUUUUGGUUAAAAACGCAACUCGUCGUAAGUGCAUGGCUACCAGUAGAUCAAAUUUAAUUGAAAUGUUUUUAUCGUGCUCUUUCUUCAUAGUUCCUCUGCCAAGAUGUGCAACUAAGGCCAGCAGAUAUGGCUGUUGCUGGGACAAAAAAACGGAAGCGAAAUCAUAUGCUGGCGACGGUUGUCCUGGUAGGCACAUUUUUGUCAUUCUUUUUUCAAUUUCGAUUAUAUUACUGCGGAGUAAUACACUCGUGUAGUUUUCAUUUUAAAACUGCGGCAAUUUGCCAGGUGUUCGCACACAGCAAGAAUGACAAACUUUUCUUUCUCGAGGUCAGUGUCCAUUUUCGAGGUGAGCCAGUGAGUAAUGCAAGUUACGGCUCACAAACUGUCGGUAACGACUUUUGGUUAUUUUUCGGAAAACACAUGUUUAAUCACUGACAGCAAUAUUCCCCAUAAGAAAUCAUCACAUGGCUGCAUGAAGUAAAUUCGUCUUUUCAAUUCUUCGAACAGAAUGUAGGGAUCAGUUUCCAAGCUACUGCAGAGAGCGAAUUGCAAGGCAUCCAAGGAAAAGCGCUUGCAAUAAGAAUGGAAGUAAGAUGUGCCCCAAAAGUUGCGGUGUUUGCGGUAAGUGAAGGAAAACCUUUUUGGUACGCGGAAGAUGAGAUCCUUAUAUUUGCCACUUUUUAAUGAUGAAUAAUUAACUGGACCAUGAAAAAUUCUCGAUCCCGAUUGGUUAUCAGAAAUGCAAUUUCAGAGCUAAUAGAACAGUUGACUCGCCAUGCGGCGCCAUGCCUGUGAAGUGGGACCGUCUGCGUCAUUUACGCGCGCUGUUUUUGUAGGCUAUUGGGUUCAUCUCCGCGCGGGAAAAAGCCAACUGUUAUUUUUUUUGUUUAUGGAUAUGUUCAACCAGAAGGUAUCUGUCUAUCAAAUUUUGUCACAACUUUGAUUAAUUGGGAACAGAAUUUUGUGUAGUCUAAUUCUGUCUAAAAUCGUACUCGUAUUAUAACAAAAUCGGACUCCCGCUUCGUGGUUGUUUGAUUUUCCUUAUCACUCGAAUGAGUCCCAACUGAAUUGAACUCUGUUCUGAUAUAUUCGGAAAAAGAAAAUCAUUUUUGUCCAUCUAACGGGAAUCGUAUCCAUUAGCACUGUGUUUUUGUUAGCAAAUAAAAUGAUCUUACAAUAUCACUGAGCGAGAUACAUGAUAGCCAGUAAACCCAAGAUGAGCCAGGGAAUCUCUCUGGCUUUCUUGCGUGGUUAUCAGCUGCUUUUUUUUACGUCAAUCUUUGUGAUCAUGCAAUCUAUUUAACAUAGAAAAAUCGUAUUGAUGAUUUGGAUUUUGUAUCUCUUCAAUAGAACACAAGGCCGCUGCGGCUCAAGCGCCGCCUGAAUGUCUUUAUUCCCACUAUGGGUGUUGCUGGGAUCUUACCUCUGCUCAGGGACCUAUUGGCGAAGGAUGCGUAGGUGAGCAAGAAUUUUGAACCUUGAAGUCUUGCCACCGCUUUCGUUCGCCCAGAGAAGGAGGGAUUACAGGGUUAACCUAAAUUCUCCACAACUAUGCAAGGCUGAUAUAUAUAUAUAUAUACAUAUAUAUAUUUAUAUAUACAGAAAAUAUAUUUAUAUAUACAGAAAAUAUAUAUAUAGAAAAUUUCUGUCUGACGAGCGAAAAAGUUCUGUCUGACGCGCGCUUAGGCGCAAAACUCAGAGUCACAGAGAAUCGAUGCGUCCUCUUUAAUUCUUUAACUUAUGUAUACUUAGCUCUGCUACCACAGCAUUGAGCACUUUAUGCCAACGUAGACUCUACCCCCACAUUCAUAUAUAUACUUAUGUAUAUGUAUAUUUUUUAACUUUGAACAAUUCUUAACAAAACUAUUUUCUCGGUUUCGGAUCAAAAUGCUCAUAAAGAGCCUACUCAGUUACUGUGUUCCCAAACCUUUUGUUGUUGAAAAAAAUAAGAAGGAGAAAAAAGAAAAGAGAAAUGUUGGCCACAGUCCAUUAACAUGUUAUGUAUAUUUUACUAUGCAGCUUGCAGAGACCGCCAUGGUUUUAAAAGGCUUUGUAAAUUAUGGAGUCAUUACUGCAAGGACGAAGCUUAUAAGUAUGUCCAGAAAAAUGUCAUCGAUGAGUUCAGAGAAACAUGUCCCAUGACGUGUGGAAAGUGCAGGAUAGGACAAAAGAUGUUGGAUCUCUCUGUUUACAGUGAGUGUAAGCUUCUUGCCAAGUUUUGGUUGAAUAAUAGGUCUGAAGGGAAGCUUGUCAUAUGUUUUAGCUUCUAAUUUUAAGGCUGCAACGGGAAAAUUACAAAUACUUGAUUUAUGCAUAAGUGUACACUCAUCGUUUCAGUCGCAUCCCUGGGCCUUCUCUUCUCGAAAUGCUGCGUAAGUAGUGUCUUGCGCUCGUUUCCAUGUGGCCAGCUGAUCAUCACAUACUGCGCACUCUGAGAUUUUAUGCCAGAUACAAUUGUCUCUUAUUUUCUCUCCGAACGCACAACCACUUUAGGCUUAAAUCGGAUCGUUACAGAUCCAAAGCUAUUUCCAAAUUUAACACUACAUGCUCAUGACUUCUUUGUUAUGAAUAUUUUGAGGAUGGUUCUGUACAAACUAUUCCAAAAAAAAACUUUGUCCUUAUUUAAUUUUUUUAACAGAAAGAAACUGAUAUUAUAUGAUGAGUCUACGAAGUCGUUGACGACCGGCGAAAAGGGCGGAUUGGAGGCAACAAGAGGAGAUGAAAAGUCAUUUCAAUAAGAUAUUUUAUUUAUCAGCAUAUCAUUGGAAUGUUAGUGCUAUCAAGGACU
This is a messenger RNA of Pocillopora meandrina, 4405 nucleotides long. Lineage: Eukaryota; Metazoa; Cnidaria; Anthozoa; Scleractinia; Pocilloporidae. The record is from the annotation of a GenBank genome assembly.